AACCAACAUGGUUAAUAUUGAAGGUUCUUCUGUACAAGGACAUACAACUUUUGUGCUCUAUGUAAACAUAGUCACUUGUGCAUUUCUCGGGUCCAUUUUUUAUUUCAUCCGUCAGAGGAAGAAGCCCUUAACAGCAUCUGAACAAUCUCUGCUGCGAGAGUUUCCUUCCGUAAGAUCUCUUUCGGACUUUACUCCGCUUGACUCAUAUGUUCCAUCUCCUCCUCCAGCAAGUUGGAACGGCCUUUGGAACUUCCUUACGAGCGAUUUCUCGUUGCUUUCAAAAGAUGCAAGAGUUUAUUUGCUGUUCCAGAGACUUUGCAUCAUCUUAAUUCUAUUUCACGGAAGUCUCUGCUAUCUUCUACUGUUACCCUGUUACUUUUGGAUAUCCAGAACUAGCUCAGUGACCGCUGUCCUCUCAGAAAUUGCGUUUCUUGAUAACUCAAUGCUAAACCUUUUGCUGAUAUUGAUUGUUCUUGCUUUUUCUGUGUAUGUAAUGUACAUUUUCAUUUGUAUUUCAGUAGCAGGAAGAGUGAUAGACUACGAGUCACAGACUUUUACUUGGACGGAAGCGCCACAUCGACAACAACUUGUAUGUUCGUAUCUUUCGGAGCAAAUGUUUGGAUUCUCUCCCAGUAAGCGCUCGGAACAACAGUGUCCAAGAAUGCUGUUGUUAUCCAACGUAUCGCGAAAUAUCACGGAUAGAUCAGAAAUUUUUGAAUUACUUGACACUCUUUACCCGUCAGAAAUCGCCCAUGUAGAGAUUCUGUAUCGUCGAAGAGCUUGUAGGAGUAAGCUUAUCAGAAUGUUGCAUAGAGCACAAAGAAGAGAAUAUUUUUAUAUCCAACUUUUCAACUGCUGCUCUGAUGACUCUUUAUUGAACGGUACUCGAGAAAUUUUGGACUCUCUUGGUUGGAAGAAGAACUUGCUAAACUAUUCUUUUGGAAAGCUUUUAUUGAGAUGGUCAUUGAUAAGUUGUCAAAGAGAAGUUAGGAAAAUUGAGCAACAGUUGGAAGUUCCUCAUUCACAUUUUGCUUCAGAUUCUUCGGGCUGUGCAUUUGUUUUAUUUCAUUCGCAAAGAACAGCAUUUCUUUGUCUGCAAGAUUUUCCAAUAAGAAAACUCAAGGUUUCUAGGUCUUCUAUGCAAUCUUUUGUUCGACGGCCACAGUCUGAUAAGGAAGCACUCCUAGUUUCUUUAGCGCUUUCCCGCUUAGGAGAGAAUGUUCAAGCAGACAUUGCUCCCAACCCUCGAGAUAUUAUUUGGAACAAUGUUGGGAUUCCUGCAAGUGAACGGUUUUGGCGUGAGGUGAUUCUAAAUAGCGUGACUGGCUUCUUCCUUUUAUUAUUUACUUCACCCUUUACUAUUUUGUCCACUCUUAGAAUUAUUGUUUUUUAUGCUGCAGAAAGAACUCCGUUUCUAGGAAUAGAGGGGCUUGAUGUAUUUACGUCUAACACUGUCUCCGAACUCGCGGAGAAAAUUUCACGCAGCUCAAUUAUCGGACCUUUUGUAAUAGAUUAUGCCCCAGUUUUUUUACUUUCUUGUAUCAAUGCUUUGAUGCCUACAUUUUUUAGACGGGAGUCUGCCUUGGAAGGCUAUCUUAGCAGAUCAGAAGAAGAGCAGUCCAUUUUUCGGAAACUGUUUCUCUAUUAUUUAUUUAAUACAGUACUAUUGCCCUUGUUGGCUUUAAAUACUGCAGCAGAGAUUUUGGAGCAGUUGCUUUCCAGAAGUGAAUCUUCGUGGAAUCCGAAGGAUUUUAUUGCAUCUAUUUCAGAACGUGUGUUUACUGGGAGCAAUUCGUACUUCUAUUUGAAUUUUAUUAUUCAACUUACUUUUACGAGUAACUCUUUGAGUCUUUCUCGACUCUUUCCUACACUGUUCUCUUUCUUUCGUAAUGUUUUUUCGUUCAACCCUUUGGAACUAACCGAGUGCAAAUGCAACGAGUUGUUUGACUUUCCACUACAUUACGCAACUACUCUGAAAAUACUGGCAAUAUAUCUAUGUCUGGGGUUGGUCGUUCCAAUCUUAUGGCCGGUGACUUUGCUGUUUUUUAUUGCAAAACACUUAACAGACGCUUAUAAUCUGAACUUUGUUCAUCCUCGCAGUGCAAUCGACGGCAGACUGCCGCGUUCUGUUGUUCGACGUCUAUUGUUUUGCACAAUUCUUUCGCACUUGCUGCUAUGUGGACGUUUCUUGUUGACUGGCUCCAUAACAGCCGCAACAGUGUUGAUUGUCAUUUCUUUCACUUGUAUAUUAGUUUGCACGAAAUUUGCAACAAAGUUGGGUCCUCCUCUUUUGAAGCGUAUACUUUAUUCGUAUUCUGGUGAGGUGAAUACGCAAAGCUCAACGUUCGACACUUUGUGGUCACUUUUUCUACAUCCUUUUAAAGUAGUAGUUGUAGGAUUACGAGAUUCUUCGGAGGAUUUGACGCUUUUGCCUGAAAAUUACAGUGACGGAAAUGAACGUAGCCAUGUUUAUACUUUUCGAAACGUUUACAGUAGCUACGAUACUUUUAGCUAAUGUAUAAGAAAAUAGUCCCAUAAAACGUACAGCUUUCGAAUUACUUUCAACAUGCUUGAUCUUCCAU
This is a messenger RNA of Galdieria sulphuraria, 2582 nucleotides long. RefSeq names its product early-responsive to dehydration protein-related protein. NCBI's taxonomy places the organism in Eukaryota, Rhodophyta, Bangiophyceae, Galdieriales, Galdieriaceae. The record is from RefSeq and is a predicted model, not a curated record. Gene Ontology annotation, cellular component: plasma membrane. The coding region runs from base 8 to 2515 and encodes 835 amino acids. Gene Ontology annotation, molecular function: calcium-activated cation channel activity. The transcript has 5 exons.